UGAUAAGUAGAUAGAAUGAUGAAUACAUAGAAAAUGAACAAGUAACGACAAUAUUCUAGUCGAAACUCGAAAUAUUACAAUAACUACAGAGAUAUUAGUGUAGUAAACAUUUAUGCUUUAUUUUAAAAACUUAUAGUUUGAUUGAAACUUUGAUCAUCACGAACAUGUCCCAACUGGACGUGAACAAAAACAGACAGAAAAUAUUGGAUACUUGGAAAGAUGUGGUAGAUGACAAGACACCGACUAAUUGGGCCUUGUACGGCUAUGAGGGUCCAACAAACGUACUCAAGUUUAUCAGCCAAGGAGAAGGAGGAAUUGAAGAAAUGAAAGAAGACUUAAAUAGCGCUAAAAUAAUGUAUGCUUUCUGUCGAGUUUUGGACCCAAAAACUAGCCUUUAUAAAUGUGUUUUAAUAAAUUGGCAAGGAGAAGGAGCGCCUAUUGUCAGAAAAGGAACUUGUGCUAAUCAUAUUCGCGAUGUAUCCAACAUUUUAAAAGGAGCGCAUGUAACUAUAAACGCACGUAAUGAUGAUGAAGUAGACACAGAUAUAAUACUUUCUAAAGUUUCCAAGUCAUCAGGAUCAGUAUACUCAUUUAAAGAAAGACUUGACCAAUCGCAGCCACAAGAGAAAAUUGGUACUACUUAUAAAAGAAUUCAGCCUAAUUUAGAAAUAAAUUCUUCAGAAAGGGAUAAGUUUUGGGCAGCUGAAGAAGAAAAAGAGAAAUUAAGACAAGAAGAAGAACGAAAAAAAAAAGAACAAGAGCAGAAAAAUAUAGAGGAUGAAAGACUAUUGCGAGAAGAUGCUGAUAGAUUAAGAAGAGAUUCAGUAACAAUUGAAGAAAUUCAAAAAACCGAACCAACACCUACUGUUGUUACAGUAGAAUCAAAAAUACCUAAAGAUGUUGAAAUUGAAUUAGCAAAACCGGGAUUAGUCACCGAAGAAAUUGAAAAUCAAAAUGAACAAAGCAAUGUUGAAGAUGAUUUAGGAAUUAGAGCUGAAGCCUUGUAUGAUUACCAAGCAGCUGAUGAUACAGAAAUUUCAUUUGAUCCUGGUGAUAUAAUUUGUCAUAUUGAUCAAAUUGAUCAAGGUUGGUGGCAGGGUUUAAGUCCUGAUGGUACAUUUGGUCUAUUUCCAGCCAAUUACGUUCAACUUCUUCCUUAAGAUCUAAUUCUCUCAUUUUACCAUAAUAAUUACUAAUUAAUAUUUAUAUCUGCGAUUUUAUUAUUAAUUUAUCUCAAUAGAUAAUCGGU
Messenger RNA from Melanaphis sacchari, 1249 nucleotides. RefSeq names its product drebrin-like protein (gene Abp1). Lineage: Eukaryota; Metazoa; Arthropoda; Insecta; Hemiptera; Aphididae. The transcript is spliced from 7 exons. Gene Ontology annotation, molecular function: actin filament binding. The record is from RefSeq and is a predicted model, not a curated record. Gene Ontology annotation, biological process: positive regulation of axon extension; positive regulation of dendritic spine morphogenesis; postsynaptic actin cytoskeleton organization. Bases 165 to 1160 code for a protein of 331 amino acids. Gene Ontology annotation, cellular component: dendrite; postsynaptic density; cortical actin cytoskeleton.